AGGUCAGGCCGGGAGCACGGGCCGGAGACUGAGAAACACAUUUCUUCCCCACCCCCCCGGACACGAACCCUCACACAGAGAGAGAGAGAGAGAGAGAGACAGAGAGAGAGACAGAGAGAGAGAGAGAUGUCCCACUGCCGGCGGCACGGCAAAGACAAGGUCAUUUUUGUCACCAAGGAGGAUCACGAAGCUCCCAGCAGUGCUGAGUUAAUUGAGGAUGAUCCCAAUGACCCUUAUGAAGAGCACGGUCUGAUCCUGCCAAAUGGCGACAUCAAUUGGAACUGUCCCUGCCUGGGAGGGAUGGCAAGUGGUCCAUGUGGGGAGCAGUUUAAAUCGGCCUUCUCCUGUUUCCACUAUAGCAAGGAAGAGGUGAAAGGCUCCGAUUGCCUGGAGCAGUUCCGAACGAUGCAGGAAUGCAUGCAGCGCUACCCAGACCUGUACCCACAAGACGAAGAGGUGGAGGAGGAGGAGGAGGAGGAAGACAGGAGCAAAGUGAAGACUGAUCUCCCAGCACAAGAGAUACCUGCCUCCCAGGCUCAGGGCUCCAGCUAAUAGGAGGAGGGUGGGGGUCCUCCUAUUCCCCCAGACAACUGUCCCCUGUUCACCCCUUCUGCUCCCCUCCCCUCUGCCCAUGUCUGUAAAUCGUCAAGCCAAUGCCAAACAUCAGAAGGAGGGAACGAAAACAAAAAUUGCUGGGAAAAAUUCAGCAGGUCUGGCAGCAUCUGUGGAGAUGCAGUUCUGAAGAAGGGUCAGUGGGCUUGAAAUGUCAACUUUGCUUUCUCUCCACGGAGCCCAGUGACCCUUCUUCAGAACCGUACGUCCACAGAUGCUGCCAGAAUUUUUCCAGCAAUUUCCCGUUUUUGUUUCUGGUUUCCAGUAUCUGUAGUUCUUUUGUUUUUAUUUUGAAAAUUUUUGAUUUUAUAUGUGGAAGGGGUUCUCUUGCACAGCUGGAAUGAAGCAGAUCAGAUUUAUUAUUUGGGGGAGAGCAUCUCACUUUGAGGGCCCGUACAUGGUAAGUGGCACCGUAACUCCAAAUGUUGAGUGUGGGGACCAGGCUGAGUGUUCUAUUAUAGGAAGGGUCUGCAGCCCUGGUUGGGUGGAGAGAGGGGGAGUUGAGCAGGAACAAAUUCAAUCCUUGAAUCGCACUGAGCUGUUACCCGGUGUAACAAUCUCCCUCCUAACAAAAUGCAGGAAACACUUGUGAUCUAGUAAAUUAAAGAUAUUUUUACCUUGUA
Molecule: messenger RNA, 1235 nt
Organism: Stegostoma tigrinum
Lineage: Eukaryota; Metazoa; Chordata; Chondrichthyes; Orectolobiformes; Stegostomatidae
Product: mitochondrial intermembrane space import and assembly protein 40-like
Exons: 3
Coding region: 127-552 (141 amino acids)
Biological process (GO): protein import into mitochondrial intermembrane space
Cellular component (GO): mitochondrial intermembrane space
Molecular function (GO): protein-disulfide reductase activity
Source: RefSeq, a predicted model, not a curated record